GUCUGGUCACAUCAUUUAUAUUUGAAGGCUGUGGUCACACUGAGCUCGAAUUGAACAAUGGGCGGACAUCACGGAGAACCCUACAAGGUGCCACAUCCUUCCAUCUACAAGGUGGAAAAUGUACCACAAUUGCUUGAAGUUAAAGAAGCUUUGGGUCGUCAGGGCCUGAAGGAUCCCUGGCUGAGAAACGAGGCUUGGCGCUAUGAGCCGAAGGCUUUUGGCACUCAUGCAUCCCGCCUGAACACUAUGCUUUUCCGCGGCCUGGGAGUGGGAUUCUGUGCUUUCCUGGUCACCAUUGGUGUCGAGUAUGCUCUGGGCAUUGGCAAGGGCCAAGGUGGUCACGGGCAUGGCGAUCAUGGUCACGACGAUGACAAGAAGCAUCAUUAGUUGAAAUGUUUAAUAAAUACAAAAAUUUAACUCUGUAA
Molecule: messenger RNA, 425 nt
Organism: Drosophila willistoni
Lineage: Eukaryota; Metazoa; Arthropoda; Insecta; Diptera; Drosophilidae
Gene: ND-B12
Product: NADH dehydrogenase [ubiquinone] 1 beta subcomplex subunit 3
Exons: 3
Coding region: 58-387 (109 amino acids)
Biological process (GO): electron transport chain; mitochondrial respiratory chain complex I assembly
Cellular component (GO): mitochondrion
Source: RefSeq, a predicted model, not a curated record